Homalodisca vitripennis (glassy-winged sharpshooter) is the source of this 6313-nucleotide messenger RNA. RefSeq names its product protein SERAC1. The record is from RefSeq and is a predicted model, not a curated record. The transcript has 10 exons. Lineage: Eukaryota; Metazoa; Arthropoda; Insecta; Hemiptera; Cicadellidae. The coding region runs from base 128 to 1480 and encodes 450 amino acids.
GCGAGUGUGCGAGUUUGCUAAUCAAAAACAGACAAUCCGGUCUCUGAGGAGUGUGCCCAGUCGGUGUCCGCCUGAGCUGCAGCGAGUAGGUCGCGCGGUGCUGCCGCGAGUGUCAUGUUCUGAGAGAAUGGGCGCCUCCAUGGAAGAGCCGCAAUUCAGCGAGAGAGUGGAGAUGCCGGUGGCUGAGCCCGUCCUGGAGAGUCAGGCCCUGCGGUACUACAGGCUGUCCCUCAUGACUCUGCGGCUGAUGUCCAGUUACGUGAGUGUGGUGUGUCGGCUCCUGGCUGCGGCGUACCACGCCAUCCUGCGUAACCGUGCUGUCAUUGUCAGUGGCAUCAUGGCUGUCAUCGGUGUCAUUACAAAGGGAGCCCUGUACAUGUACGUACCACCCAAGAAGAUGGAGCCCCUGCUAAGGACACUGGGAGGAGCUGCCCCCCACCCCACACCUCCUGCCAUCGAGCUACCUCCCCAGCCUGAGAAGAGUGUUCACUGUGAUGUUCUACACGAUCCCGGCCCCAACAACCGCCAGAUGGAUGUUAUUUUCAUACAUGGCCUCAAGGGCUCCUUGGAGCGCACAUGGACACAGGGAAUGUGGGAGCUGAAGGGGAGAGACAAUGGUGGUCGAAUUCUCCUCAGAAAGAGCUCCUCAGCGUCCUCCAUCAACACCCUGCAGAUCAGCGAAGUGCACCGGCAAUCCUCAGAGUCUAACUUGGCGACAGUGUGCAAAAAUGUGGACUGCAACGGGCACAGCGAUGGCAAGGUGGUGUCACAGAUUGAUCAGAGAGAAAGAGACAGGGAGGUGUCGAGGUGUUGGCCGCGGGACUGGUUACCACAAGACUGUCCAGGAGCACGAGUCAUUGCUCUGAACUAUACGACAGAUCCUUACCUGUGGCGGCCCGUUUGGAUCAACAAGCGAUGCCGGACUUCAAUGAGUGAGAGAGCGUGGGAAAUGAUGCACCACCUCAGUGAGCUAGGGGUGGGGGAGCACCCAAUAGUGUGGGUCGGCCAUUCCAAGGGUGGUCUGUUCGUCAAACAGAUGCUGGUCCACGCGUGCUCAAGUUCAGAUCCUAAGAUGGCGGCAAUUAGUAAAGAAAGUCGAGGUAUUUUAUUCUACAGUGUGCCACAUCGGGGAUCUCCCCUAGCUAAUCUCAACCUGCCCUUGCUCAGGCAGUCUAUAGAACUCACCGAGGUACAGAAAGACUCAGCUGAAGUAACUGCACUUCACGACAAGUUCCGAGGCCUACUGGAUAGUAAUCAGCUGACUGUUGAGGUUCGCAGCUUCAUUGAGACCACUCUUACACUAAUGUCUCUUGUCUAUGUGCGCAUCGUCAGUGUCGAAUCUGCUGAUGCUGAAAUAGGAGAGCUAUAUGGUGUUCCCAUUGAUCAUAGAAAUAUAUGCAAACCUAGAAGCAGAAACUGUUUCCUGUAUCGAGAGUUGUUGUCUUUAAUCGAAUCGGUGACGACAGAACGACAGUCGUGACAGUGUUCACUACGUGCUUAUCUUAUCAUCUUAUACCUGCCAAUGUUUUAAUUGGUAACAUAGGUUUACAGGUGAAAAUCCACACUUACCAUUUUACUUGUUUUCUUACCAAGUGAGCAAUAACGUUUCUUGCUCAUUUUUUUACUUCUGUAUUGUUGACUGGAAUGUUUUAAUCGCACUGUCGUGAAACAUUUAGAUUAUCUGAUCACUACCAAUAAGUUUAUACAGAUAUUAGAAGAGUUUUGAAUCAUAAAAUUAACACUUAAAUGAUUUGUAAAUAAACAUUAUAAAUAUAUGUUAAACCAAAUCUUAAAAUGAACUCGUCCAAUGGAAUACCUGUAGUUUAUUAAAUUACUAAUUCCAAAUUUAGGGGAAGAACUUCACAAUUAUAUUAAUGCAAUUUCAUACUUCAAUAUAUAUAUAUAUAUAUAUAUAUAUAUAUAUAUAUUGUUGGAGAUUUUACCAACAAUUUUCUGUGUUCACAUCUGAAAUUAUAUUCAUUCAUAGAUCUGUUGGAGAUCUUAUUGAGGUGGUCGAAUAAAGGAAAAUUAUAGCUAACAAAAUAAAUAGAAAAUUGUUAAUUUAAUUAUAAAUUUAUUUGGAAUUUUAAUAGUAAGGAACUUAGAAAACCUGUUACUCAGUACUGCUCUAUCUCAGAGCUUAAAUAUUUAUGCUAAAACACCUGGGUAUUAAUGGCACAUGCUAUUAUCAUUAAAUUUUGUGCGUUUUAUUCCAAAUUUGUUCAACUAGUUUAACUUAUUGGUAGUGUUUUUAUUUGAUUUUUGUUUGUGUAAAGAGAUAUAAACUGUAUAAACAAUGUUGGAAAAAAUAUAAUAUUCAAAUUCGUAUUUUAGUGACAUCAACAGAUGUUAUUCAUUCAUGAACAAUUCCAUCGAUCGGUGUAAAAAUUGAUGCAUCACCUGGUCGGAUUAAUCAAGGAUCAAUUUUAAUAAAUCGACCUGGGUUAUUUUUCGGUCAAUGUUCAGAAAUUUGUGAUAAAUUUAAUUUUUUAAGCAUCUCCUAGAAGGUAAAAAUAUCCAGUUAACAAAAACUUUAUAAACCUGUUAUUUAUGAUUUUUAUAUCACCUAUUUAAAAAUCUGAUACAUUCCAACUAGAUUUAGAAGAUAAACUUAAGUGUUCAUUGCCAAAGAUGCUAAAUUGUGUUGUAAAUAGAGCUAAUGUAUUUGUUUAGUUUUAAAAUAUCUUGUAAAUACUUUGAAAUGUCUCAAAUCUCUGUUGUACAUUUUUUAGUUAGUUUCGUCUCUUUUACUAUGUUUAGAGUGAUAAAAUGCAAAUUAUAAUAUUUAGAAAAAUUUGUAGGUAAAAGAAAGUGUUCACUAAAUCUUUAAUAACCUCUUAGCGGCAGCAGUUUAGCGCACCUGCCCAUACUCCAAAUAUGAAAUUUUUUCCAGAUUCUAAGUAAGUUCAACAAGUAAUUUUAAAACCACUGUUUUAAUGUAAAAAGAAUGAAAAAAUACCAUUUUAUUACUAUAUUAUAUUAUAGUAGUAAAAUUAAACUUCUUUUAGCUGUUUGUGAAAAUUAUUGGUGAAUAAUGGAAAAAGUAAUACAAGCUUAUAAAAAACUUAUUCAAUUUAAAUGUUUAUAAAUUAUUUGCAAAACAUUUUUGAUAUAUCGGGAUAAAUCUUGUGAAUUUAAGAGUCAACAGAUUAACUUUCUUCAAAUUGACAAAUUUAAUAUAUAAACCAGAAGUUGCUAAAACCGUAAAGUUUAAUAUUCUUACGGUUUAAUAAGCAUAGUUACUUAACUUUUGUACUCUAAUAAAGGUAAAAUACCUUGACAUUGACAGAAUGUGUAUUAUUAGUUGAGAAAAGUAGAAACACUAAAAGUACUGAAUUUUGGUAAAGGCGGAUAUGUUAGUAAAAAAUAUAUGUCCUGUGUUGUUAAAUUUUGAAUUUAUUAGUGGUUUCCAAUCUCCAAGAGGAACAAUAUUAUAAAUUAUAUCAACAUAUCAAAAUGUAGUGAAAAUUGUAAUAAUUAUAGAUAUAUAGUAUAUCCAAAUGCAGUCUUAAUAUAAAGACUUGUUGCUAUUUUAUUUUUGAGAACUGUUAGAAUAUUGUAAGAAAUAAGUGUGUUUUAGGUAGACACUAAUACUUGAACCAAAAGGCAAUACAGUUAUUGUGUACUUAGUUGUAGUUAAAUCGAUGUUUCCCUUAUACAUCGGUUAUCAUGUCUUGGAGUGUUCAGAGUGUUUAGUAAAUUCUAAGGAAAUGAAUGCUCUUUCUCUUCGCCUAAGAUCGAAAACAGCAGUGAUGGAGAUUAACGACUUAAUUAACUGCCUUAUUAAACAUGCACUCUAUAUACUGAUUUAUUUCCAUUUUAAUUGGUUUUAUAAUUUUAAAAUUUGAGAAUCAGGUUUAAGAAAAUCGGUAUAAUUUCUUAAAAAUUAGAUACCAUAGUUCUUUUAUUGUAUAUAUAUAAUGUAAAUUACAUUAUAUAGUUAAUAAUAUAGUUACAUAAUAAGUAAUGUUAAUAAAGUAAAUAUAAUUUUCAAAAUAAGACCACCACUAAUCGCCCAAAAAUAAUGAUCUUACUAUUUGUGCUAUUUCAAUGUUCCAUAUAGGUCUCUCUUUAACUUGAUAUGUACUAAUAGACACAAACUUUACUAAAGUUAACAUUUCAGUGUUCUCUGUAAAAUCAUACUAUAUGUGCUGAUUUUCAAAUGUAUAAUGGUAAUUAUUGUGCUAGUAAAAGAUACAAAUAUGUAAUAACAAGUAAGAUAUCUCUGAUUUCCUUGAGAAUAAUUUGUGAUUUGUAUUAUGUCUUCUCUGUUCUUACGUCUGUUGAAUGAAACGGUUUCAGGAUGAUCAGAGCCAAGAAAGAGAUUUUAAAGAUAUAACUGUGUCAUAUUUACUAAACUAUGAGACUUAUCAUUGCAAGCCUGGUUUGUGGCUAAUAAACUGUUUUUUAUGCACUUAGGCCUGACAUAUAAUGUUUAAACUUUGCAUGAGUAUAGAACAUUUGUUUCUUGCAGUAGCACAAAAUUAAAAUUGUUAACUGAGAUCUCUUUACAAUAUUAAUAAAUAAUACAACCAGUCUUGCAAUGAUGUGUCUCGUACUUUAGAAGUUCUUGGAAUCAAGAUUUUUAGAAUUGAUGAAAAUGAAAGUCUGAUGAAGAAAUGGAAACAAUAAAAAACUCAACUGAAGUAACUUAAGAAAAUUUUUAAUUGGCAUAUUUUCAGAAUUAUUAUGCCAUUACCAGACUGUAUAAUUAAACUUACAUAAAUUUGCUGGGUUUUCUGGAAAUGGAUGAAGGAUUUGGAAUGGAUAGUUCGAACAUUAUUAUAUUAGUUUUAAUUUACUAUUUGUACUCUUCUUGAUUAUGAAUACUCCUAAGUUGCACAAUCAUAUAUUAGUAUCUUUCCACAACAGUAAACUCAUGGAACUUAAAACUUAUUAAUUGCCAGAAAACCUUACACAGACCAGAGAUAAAUGUUGUAAAUAGUAAUAGAAACCAAAAUGUUUUAGUGAUGCUCCUUUUGCAUCUUAAAUCAGUUUUGAAACUGGAUUUAUCUUCCAUGAUAAUCCUUUUAUUUGAAAGGAUGUAUCUAUAAUUAACAGUGGAAAACAGAAUGGUGAGUGGUGUGAUACGUUGUUAUGCUGUAGUGAUUUGUUGCAAUUGUUAAUAAUUGUGAUAGUUCUGGUUGUAAACCAAUUGCAGAUGUCAGGUUGUGAUAUGUACAAAGCUGUGACAGAUGUGCCAAAUGUGUGAUUUAAGGGGAGAUUCAGUUAACUUACAUUGUAAAUAAUGCUGUGUCUGAGCUGUAAUACAAAGGUUUUUUUUAUGUUGAAGUAGACUUGUUCAUAUUGUGAUUGCAAAAGUUUAACAGUUACUAUAACUGUUAGAUUAUUUUCAAAUUGAACAAUGUUAGAAAAUAGUUUGAGUAAGAAAUAAAAAGACAGAUUUUUAUUAAAUAGUUGUCUAACAACAAUUUCAAAUAUUUGAAUAUAUUUUUACGAGUUAUUGUCUCUAUUUUCUUAUUUAUCUCUAUGAAAUGAAUAUUUUUAAUACAACCUUUAGACUCACAACUAAUACUAUAGUUAUAUACUAUGUAAUUUAAAACUUAUUUAUUUCCUACUUGAAUCAUGAUUUCAUUAACAAGUUUACAUCUAAAAAAUGUAUUUGUUACCUUAAACACAGUGCAUUUAUACAACAUUAUUUGUACACCCAGUUUAACUAAGUUUCUUAUUAUGUUUAUGUUCCUCUUAGUUUACAUUACUAGUCAGUUCCAUAAUGUUAUGUAUUUUCAAUUUUAAAUUAAAAAACAAAUUUUGACUAAUUUCUGCUCAGUCCAAGAAGUUAUUUUACAGGUUUGUAGAAUAAGCUUUGGUUUAUUAUAAUAUAUUCAUAAAUGUACAGCAUUUUAUUAUCUAGUAGUUUUAAUUAAUUAGUUUUAUAUUUUCAAUUUUUUAAAUUUGCAUUUGUGGACACGUUAAAAAAUGAAUAAGAAUGUUAUUUUGGUUUUGAUUUAGGUUAAGAACUUAAUGCCAUCGAAUGUGAUAAACAAUGUUUUGUUACAGUUGUGUUAUAAAAUGAUUGUGUUGUAAUAAUGUUUGUUAUUGUUGGAUUCUACCAUCAGUUGGGGUGCUUUUUAGUCUUGGUCAAUUGUGAAGCCUUAAUGUUAAAGUCACUCUUAGUUUAAUCCCUUCUUUACUACAAAUACUAUUGAUGUUCUUGUAUUAGUAAAAUGUUGUAAUAAAGUUUCAAAUUUAGUUUUGCAAGUGGACCAAUAGUUAGUUGAAGUUUUAAUUUUGUCAAUAUUGUAACUGUCCUUAAAUAUUUGUUGUAAUAAAGUAUGGAACAUUUUAUAAA